Molecule: messenger RNA, 420 nt
Organism: Schizosaccharomyces octosporus yFS286
Lineage: Eukaryota; Fungi; Ascomycota; Schizosaccharomycetes; Schizosaccharomycetales; Schizosaccharomycetaceae
Product: bouquet formation protein Bqt2
Exons: 3
Coding region: 85-420 (111 amino acids)
Source: RefSeq, a predicted model, not a curated record
UGAAAAGACUGCGCGACGCGUUCUUGUAUUAUAUAAUGACGCGUAAACCGUAAACAAUCUUACAGCAAAUAUUUUUAUAGAAACAUGUUUCGUGGGAAAUGCGCAUAUUUUGAUGAAACAGUUCCCUCUCAUUUAAUUGCACUUUGGCAAAUACACAAUGGCACAGCUAAAUUCCUUCCUGAAGGUUAUCACAAGUUUGAUUACGCUUUCUCAAUGAAUGCUGGAAAGAAAGUACGACUCUCCAUAUAUGAAACACUUUGUACAACUUCCCCUUGGUGGAUCGCAGAGCAAGUUACUAUUUUGAGAAGAGGAAAACCAAAAAUGGCUCCCAUCAUUCAUUUUAAUGAAGUAGAACCUUUAUACGUCGACCAUCGAAUUCAAACGGUCUAUUUACAACCGAUUCGUUCUCCCAAUCUUUAA